AUUGCAGAUAAAAGGAACCGAAAGAUAUUUUCAUGUAAACACUGUGAGAAGAACUUUACAUCUGAACACAAUUUACAAAGCCAUGAAAUAGUACAUACAGGAGAAAAGCCUUACACUUGUAACGAGUGCAAACAAAAGUUUACACAAAAGGGCCACUUAAUUAUACACCUUCGCACCCACACUGGAAAAAAGCCUUACGCUUGUGAAGAAUGUAAAAAGAAGUUUACACAAAAGGGAGACUUAAUUAAACACGUUCGGACUCAUAUUGGAGAAAAGCCUUACACUUGUGACGAGUGUAAACGGAAGUUUACACUAAAGGGACACUUAAUUAACCACCUUCGCACCCACACUGGAGAAAAGCCUUACGCUUGUGAAGAAUGUAAAAGGAAGUUUACACAAAAGGGAGACUUAAUUAAACACGUUCGGACUCAUACUGGAGAAAAGCCUUACACUUGUGACGAGUGUAAACGGAAGUUUACACUAAAGGAGAACUUAAUUAAACAUCUUCGGACCCAUACUGGAGAAAAGCCUUACAUUUGUGAUGAGUGUGAAGAGAAGUUUUCUGUAAAGGGAAGCUUAAUUAGACAUCUUCGCACCCACACUAAAUGAAAUCUUUACAGUUGUGACGAGUGUAAGCAAAAGUUUAAUUAAAGAAACUUUGCAUCCACUAAGGA
Messenger RNA from Centruroides sculpturatus (bark scorpion), 674 nucleotides. Its product is annotated as gastrula zinc finger protein XlCGF57.1-like. Gene Ontology annotation, biological process: regulation of transcription by RNA polymerase II. Gene Ontology annotation, molecular function: RNA polymerase II cis-regulatory region sequence-specific DNA binding; DNA-binding transcription factor activity, RNA polymerase II-specific. Lineage: Eukaryota; Metazoa; Arthropoda; Arachnida; Scorpiones; Buthidae. The annotation marks the transcript as partial. The transcript has a single exon. The record is from RefSeq and is a predicted model, not a curated record.